Molecule: messenger RNA, 1196 nt
Organism: Cyprinodon tularosa
Lineage: Eukaryota; Metazoa; Chordata; Actinopteri; Cyprinodontiformes; Cyprinodontidae
Product: LIM domain transcription factor LMO4-B-like
Exons: 5
Coding region: 398-868 (156 amino acids)
Source: RefSeq, a predicted model, not a curated record
UAAUUUGAUGAAUCGAGUCGCUGUCAGAUGCGCUGAAGGGAGCAGCCUGUUGAAGACAGACAGCUGUAACAGAGGAGAAAGCACCGGGAUGGUUCCUCCACGCAUCUACUUCUAGUCGGCAGAGCCGAUUGCCGAGGAGAAGCUGUACCCUGGCAGCAGUGCUGUCCUGCAUUUAACGCCGCCGUCUUGUGCUUUUAUAUAUAUAUUUAUUGACACAUAAAUUUUUAUUUUAUUUUUUUACCUUUUAAACCUUUUUUAAUGGAUGCAGUGGAUUUGGUAUUUAAGAGCGCCGUACCUUUGACUGUACCAAGAGCUCUCUGAAUACUUUUCUUUGUAAAGUUGUGACCGAAGGAGGAAACGCUUUGUCCUAAUAAGGAGCCUGGGGGCCCCCGUCAGGAUGGUGAGCAACCAAGCAUCCGGUGUACCACCAGCACCCGGGUCCUGUGCUGGAUGUGGGGGGAAGAUCGCUGACCGCUUUCUGCUCUUCUCUAUGGAGCGCUACUGGCACACACGCUGCCUCAAAUGUUCCUGCUGCCAGGCCCAGCUGGGGGACAUCGGCACCACCUGCUACAGCAAAGGGGGCAUGAUUCUGUGUCGCAGUGACUACAUCAAGCUCUUUGGGGCAUGCAGCGCAUGUGGCCAACCAAUCCCAGCAAACGAGAUGGUGAUGAGGGCACAGGGGAAUGUCUACCACAUUAAGUGUUUCAGCUGUGCCACCUGUAGAAACAGACUAAUUCCCGGGGAUCGCUUCCAUUACAUCAAUGGUACAAUCUUCUGCGAACAUGACAGGCCCGCCACUGCUUUGCACAACAGCCACCUGGCUCCACUUCAGAGCAGCUCCGUGCUGACAGACCAGAAGGUAUGUUAAGUGGGAAGAGUCCUGAGUUUCCCAGCUUCACCUCCACUCUGUAUUAUUCCUCGACUGCUAUUUUUGCUGUUGUUAUAGUUGUUGUAUUGAAGCCUUAUUACUGCCCUUCAAUUUCACUUUUCUCAGCGAGGCUCCAGUUUAUUCUAAGGAUACUCUUCCCUUGCUAUUUCAGAGGUUUUCUAUACCAGGAUACCCACUCUGUUCGCACUCAAUGUAAGCAGCAGCCUGUGCAAAGGCUUCAGACUGUAUGUGAACUGCAAUGGCAAAAAACUUCCCUUACAAGACUGAGCAAACUUGGAGGACAAUGGUGACUCAAAAAAAAAAAAAA